This is a messenger RNA of Vespula vulgaris, 2499 nucleotides long. RefSeq lists its product as uncharacterized. The record is from RefSeq and is a predicted model, not a curated record. NCBI's taxonomy places the organism in Eukaryota, Metazoa, Arthropoda, Insecta, Hymenoptera, Vespidae. The transcript is spliced from 6 exons. Bases 457 to 1362 code for a protein of 301 amino acids.
AGAGGGAGAGAAAAGGAGAGAGAAAGAGAGCCAAAUAGUCGGAGAGAGAGGGAAAGAGACAGAUAGAAUAAGUAGUGCCACGUGAUAAACGAAGAAGAGGGAGAGACGUUAAGGGGAAAGGGCUCGGAGGGAGAAGGACAACAGAUGUCCUACUGUAUGACGCACGGGGAUAUUUAGCCUUCGCGAGGAUAGUCGUUGCCUUGUUCCUGCACGUUGCGGAAGUAUAGUGGUUACGAAAAAAAGAGGUUAAUUUCGCUCUCUCUUCCUCUCUCUCUCUUUCUCUCUUUCUCUUUUUCUCUGUCUCUCUCGCUCUGCUCUGUGCGUGCUUUCUCUCUCUCUCCUUCUUUCUCUCUUUCUCUCUCUUUUCCUCUAUCUCUUCUUUUCUCUUCUAUCACGCGUGCCAAAACAAGAUUUAUUUCCGAAAGGAUUCUCCUCCGAAUUACAAGAUAAUCCUCGAUGAUGUGCGAGAUUUCGAAGGUCCAACGAAGGAUCUUUCGCGAUCAGGACCCACCGCGAAUAUGCGAGAAAGCAAAGGAUAAUCGUUUUUUGAAAAACGAGUCGGAAUUUUCCAAAUCUACGCCGAAUUCACCGACUGCAUUGCAACAAAGAGCAUCCACGGCCAGUUUGGAAAAGUGUUUGAGCGAGCCAGGAUUCUUAGAAAAAGAAUUGAAGAACGAGAAUUGUUCGAGAAUAAAGACGAAAGAAUUAGCUUCUUUUUCGUCAACUACGUCGUUAUCUCUGAAAGUUAACGCCGAUGAGAAACGAAAGGAAUCGUCUUCUUUUGUAUCGACGAACGUUCAAGAUUUCAUCGUCGAACUCUCUACGAAAGUGCCUUCCUCUUCGUCUUCUUCGCCGUCUUUCUCUUUUUGCGAUAAAAAGGUGAUUGCUAACGGUCUAAAGAACGAUUCCUCGGACAGCUGCGACGUUUUGACGAACGGAAGAAAAAUGGCACCGGUUUUGGGUGUCCCACCGCCACCACCACCUGCACCUCACAUGGGACCUGAUGGCCUAAUUUUACCUAGGAAACCUUACAACCCUUGCCUCACAUCUACCAAUCAUAAAGAUCUACGUAGAGAGUUACUUUUUAAUCAGAAAAUAGGUAGAAACGUGUUAAAUCAAAAAAGUGAGUUACAGAGAGCGUUAGAAAAGCAAAGAGAGAAUGCAUCUAGAAAAGAAGCUGAGAGAAUUCGUGAAGAAACUUUUAAAGAUGAUCCAAGGACAGCAUUGCAAAGGGCGAUAGAGCAAAGAGCAAAACAUAUUCAAAUAAUGCAAGAGCAAUCACAACCAACGAUGAUUGAGCCACCAAAUAAUCUCUUGAUAACGGCAAGAGCGAAAUUAAGACCGCGUACUGACUCGCAAUGAAUUAGAACAAAUGUGGAAAUUGGAUCGAGUGAAACGUGAACAAAACUAACGAUCAUUACGUUUUCCUUAAUGGAUUUUAAUAUCGGACGAUCAUUUUUUUAGGACGUAAUUUUGUGUACAUAGAUAUACAUACAUACAUACAUACAACAUACAUACAUACAUACAUCAUACAUACAUACAUACACACACGUGCAUAUAUAUAUAUAUAUGCAUAUUAAAAAUCAUUUUUUAGAAAAGCAGGACCAUAAACUCGCACUCCUUAUAGCCAUAGGUAACAAAAAAAGGCAAACGCGCGUAUUUAAGGAAAAAAAAGAUAUGUAUGUUCCACAUGAGAAUGACGAGUUUGUAAUAUCUCUUUCUUUUUUUCAUUUGUAAAGAUUGAACAGAGAAAAAAGAUAGAAAUAACUUUAGACUAUUUUUAUGAGGAGUACGAUUCGUAGUAAACGUUCAUACAUAGAUAGUUCAAUGAUAAAAUACGAAUCGUUGUGUCGACUGUUAAAUGUCGAUAUUAAUUGCCCUACAAGUUGCUUUCUGCUUAAACGUGGAAGUAUUAUGAUGAUGAUGAUGACGACGACGACGACGACGACGAUGAUAAAGAUGAUGUAGAUUCGUGUUCAACAGACAAAGACGAAUUUAUUUAUAAUGAUAGUCUCUACACCAUGGUGAGAGAUUCUUCCGUGCCUCUACAUGGACUCGUUGCUGUUAGUUGGGACACACUAUACUUUCACUUGAUAAUAACCAUGAACCAUGAAAAAAAAAGUGUGUGAGAUUUACUCGACUCGUAGAAAAAAAUGUCGAUUUUCUUUUUCUUUUUCUAUCAAUUUUAUUAACUCAAUUAAAGAAGGACCAUAACUCUGACGCUUUCGGCUAAUAAAAUAUGUAAUGAUUUUUAAACUUUCUGAAUCUGGUAUAAUUUAUAGUCAGGCAAGCGGUCGAGACGCAAACACUGAAAUAAUAAUAAUUUUUUUUUUGGGUGAAACAUAGAGAGAGUAUUGGAAUCAAUAUCUUGGGACCAUACACAUAACGCAAGAUUGGAUGAUAAAGAAGAAGGCCUUAAAUGUAGUAGCAAAGCCAGAUAUAUGAUAUAAGAUUUUGUGGAAGAGAAAAUAUAUAUCUGUAUUGUAUCAUACCGUUUCA